GAUUCUGUCUUCGCCGCCAUUUUUAGAGAAACUUUGCUGGCUGCUUGCUGUCUGACGUUGGAAGCUAGCGGGUUUGGCCAGCCAGCUUCCAAUGACAGUUAACGCUUGGCUGUCGUUAGCCAGCUCACAGCUUAGCUAGCCUUGCGUUGCUUUAAUUUGUUGUUAUUCCUGCGGCCAGUGCCAGUCAGCAAAGGCGACAAGACACGAAUACCGUUAAUAUGGAGAAUUAGAAAAGACUUGAAGCCACUUUAGACUGUUCUGUGCUUGGGUUAGGGCAGUUAUGCGGUUUAGUUAGCGAAUUAGCAUUGCUAUAUUUGCAUCUAGCGAAAAUCCCACUUUGAUUUCUCUGAACUGCAUUGGCUGGCUGUGAUUUUUAGCCACCCCGGGUUGCGGACAUUGUGACUGGAUUAUUCAGCCUCAUUAAUACCUCGACCCAUGUGGUUUUCCCCUUUUCUUGGUGCCCAUGUGCUGACUUCCUCAGGCUCACACUUAGGUGCAGAUGAAUCUUCAGCUGCUUUGGUGUAGCUCUGCGCCCAGAUAGUCCCAUCCCCUCUGUGCGGGCGAUACGGGACUACGUAAACCAGAAUGCCAUCCUCUGGGAGGGCAGGGAGCCUUAAGGAUCCGGAUGUGGCCGAGCUGUUCUUCAAGGAAGAUCCAGAGAAGCUUUUCUCUGACCUCCGAGAGAUUGGCCAUGGCAGCUUUGGGGCUGUCUACUUUGCGCGGGAUGUGCGAACGAAUGAGGUUGUGGCAAUUAAAAAGAUGUCCUACAGUGGCAAACAGUCUAAUGAGAAAUGGCAGGACAUCAUAAAGGAGGUCAAGUUUCUGCAGAGGAUCCGACACCCUAACAGUAUAGAAUACAAGGGAUGUUACCUCCGUGAGCACACGGCAUGGCUGGUGAUGGAGUAUUGCCUUGGAUCAGCCUCUGACUUGCUUGAAGUCCAUAAAAAACCUUUACAAGAAGUUGAGAUUGCUGCCAUUACACAUGGUGCUCUGCAGGGGCUGGCGUACCUUCACUCCCACAAUAUGAUCCACAGGGAUGUGAAAGCAGGUAACAUCCUGCUGACUGAACCUGGCCAAGUCAAACUGGCAGACUUUGGCUCCGCCUCCAUUGCCUCACCUGCCAACUCUUUUGUGGGAACGCCAUAUUGGAUGGCCCCGGAAGUGAUUCUAGCUAUGGAUGAGGGCCAGUAUGACGGGAAAGUGGAUGUCUGGUCCUUAGGCAUUACCUGUAUAGAGUUAGCCGAGAGGAAGCCUCCCUUGUUUAACAUGAAUGCAAUGAGUGCCUUAUACCACAUAGCACAGAAUGAGAGCCCCACGCUGCAAUCCAGUGAAUGGACGGAUUACUUCAGAAACUUUAUCGAUUCUUGCCUUCAGAAAAACCCCCAAGACAGGCCACAUUCUGACGACAUGUUGGGUCACGCAUUUCUGCAGCGUGAACGUCCAGAUUCUGUGUUGAUGGAUCUCAUUCAGAGAACCAAGGAUGCAGUGCGAGAGCUGGACAACUUGCAGUACCGCAAGAUGAAGAAGAUACUCCUUCAGGAGGCUCACAACGGGCCCACCACAGAAGCCCAGGAUGCAGAUGAGGACCUGGAGUUAGGCGGCGGUCGCACUGGGACGGUGAACAGCGUUGGCAGCAAUCAGUCCAUCCCCAGCAUGUCCAUCAGCGCCAGCUCCCAGAGCAGCUCUGUCAACAGCCUGAAUGAAGCAGCCCAGGACAGCCGCAGUGAGCUGGACCUGAUGGAGGGAGACCACACGGUCAUGUCAAACAGCUCCGUGAUACAUGUCCAACCGGAGGAAGAGGAGAGUCUUUCUGGGGAGCAGGCAGCCAUCAGUCAACCUACUGAGCCACAGCCAGCACCAGCUCAGGCCCCGAGGAAGCACCACCGCAACAGAGAGCACUUUGCCACCAUACGCACGGCAUCACUUGUGACUCGAGAGAUGCAGGAGCAUGAGCAGGACUCUGAGCUCAGGGAGCAAAUGUCAGGGUACAAACGCAUGAGGCGGCAGCACCAGAAGCACCUGAUGGCCCUGGAGAACAAGCUGAAAGGAGAAAUGGAUGAACACCGGCUGCGGCUUGACAAAGAGCUAGAGAGUCUGAGGAACAAUUUCACUCAGGAGAUGGAGAAGCUCCUUAAGAAACACCAGGCAGCACUAGAGAAAGAUCUGAAGACAUUUGCCAACGAUGAGAAGAAGUUUCAGCAGCACAUCCAGGUUCAGCAGAAGAAGGAGCUCAGCAGCUUUUUGGAGUCCCAGAAGCGGGAAUAUAAACUACGCAAGGAGCAGCUAAAAGAGGAACUGAGCGAGAACCAGUCAACUCCCAAAAAGGAGAAGCAGGAGUGGCUGUCCAAACAGAAAGAAAACAUCCAGCACUUUCAGGCAGAAGAGGAGGCCAACUUGCUGAGGAGACAGAGGCAGUACCUGGAGCUGGAGUGUCGGCGGUUCAAACGGAGGAUCCUCAUUGCCAGACACAACGUGGAGCAAGAUCUAGCGAGAGAGGAGCUGAACAAGCGGCAAACGCAGAAGGACCUGGAACAUGCGAUGCUCCUCAGACACCACGAGUCGAUGCAGGAGCUGGAGUUCAGGCAUCUGGCGACUAUCCAGAAGGCCCGGGCGGAGCUGAUCCGGACCCAGCACCAGACGGAGCUCACCAACCAGCUGGAGUACAACAAGAGGAGGGAGAGGGAGCUGAGGCGCAAGCAUGUCAUGGAGGUCCGACAGCAGCCCAAGAGCCUGAAGUCCAAGGAGCUUCAGAUUAAGAAGCAGUUCCAGGAGACGUGCAAGACACAGACACGGCAGUAUAAGGCCCUCAGGAACCAUCUGCUUGAGACCACACCGAAAGCCGAGCAUAAGGCCGUGCUCAAGAGGCUGAAGGAGGAGCAGACCAGGAAGCUGGCCAUUCUGGCCGAGCAGUACGACCACUCCAUCAAUGAGAUGCUCUCCACCCAGGCUCUGCGGUUAGAUGAGGCUCAAGAGGGCGAAUGUCAGGUUCUGAGGAUGCAGCUGCAACAGGAGCUGGAGCUGCUCAAUGCCUACCAGAGCAAGAUCAAGAUGCAAACAGAAGCACAGCAUGACAAGGAGAGGAGGGACCUGGAGCAGAGGGUGUCCCUGCGGAGGGCUCUGCUGGAGCAGAAAAUUGAAGAGGAAAUGCUCUCCCUCCAGAAUGAGCGUUUGGAGCGAAUCCGCUCCCUGCUGGAGCGCCAGGCCCGGGAGAUUGAGGCUUUCGACUCGGAGUCGCUGCGGCUGGGUUUUAGCAACAUGGUGCUCACUAACCUGGCUACGGAUUCCCAAGGAGGCUGGGGGGGAGGAGGUGGUGGAGGAGGCCAGGGAGGUCAGGGGGGAAGCCAGUGGCCCGGAGGUGGUGGAGGCGGCAGCCAUCAUAGUCAUCACCAGGGGGGCUCCACUUCGCAGCAGCCCUGGGGUCACCCUAUGCUUGCAGGCGGCCCGCCGCCCUGGAGCCUCCACCAUCCCGGAGGAGGGAGUCAGAGAAGUAGUCAGGGAAGCGCGGGAGGGGUGAGAAACAGCCCACAGGCUAUGAGGAGGACGUCAUCGGGGGGGAGGAGUGAACAGGGCAUGAGCAGGAGCGCCAGCAUCACCUCUCAGAUCUCCAACGGUUCCCACCUGUCAUACACCUAAACAAAACACAGAAGAAACACACUCACUGUAAUUAAAACACACACUAAGCACACAGCACACAUAUACAGUUAUUUCCCACAAUACACUGCAGACUGAUGUGACCGGGCGGUCUGUGGAAACCAUUAAGAGCUGAAACCAAACUGCCGUGUCUAAAUGCCAUUUACAGUGCUCCACUGCAGCCUGCUUUAAUGUUUGUUUUUGUCAAGUUAGUCUCUGUUGCCAUUUACCCUCAGCAAUUUAUUCACCAUGGAGUUGAUGUCUUACUAUUUUGAUUGCAGAAGUUGGUUGAGUCAGAUGUUUGCACAGAAAGGCGUCUCAUGAGGAAAAAGCUGCUGCUUUCACUGAAGUUACAUAAGUCCUUGUGCGAUGAAGUCAAAACAGGUUGAAGUUCUUUAUGUGCUCUUAAACGUUGAAUCGUAAGGAAGGCAGGAGAGUCGACGGAGUGAGGAAAGUUAAGAGGAGGGGGAAAAAUGAAAGUCGUGUGUCAGCAUCAACUGGUUCUUCUCAUAAUGCAGGGUUCCUCUGCAGAAAGGUCUGCAGAAGUUUAGAAUUAGCUUUUAUCAUUUUCCAGGUGUAGAGAAGUAUUAUAAAAAAUGAAAUAAAAUAAAUAAAAAAAUGACCAUGAAGAAAUUUUAGAUUUUCCAGGCUUUAUUCCUUAUUCUGUUCUAAAUCUAUUCUGUUCUUAUCUAAAAAUAAAAAUUAAAAAACAAUCUGAGUUUCUUAAGAAUAAAGCACUAAGAUUGAUUUAUAUUGAGCUUACAUCAUCAUCUUUUUUAAAAAUCAGUAAUUGUUUUUAUAAAAAGUUGUUUCUCUUAAAUUUAAUGUUUUUCUAAAAUCAUUUUGAUUAAGAGAUUUUAUAAGACCCUAGAGUUGCAGAUUAGAACUGAAUCCUUGGUUCUAUAACUGGGUUUGGUUUAGAUGACAAAGUACUAAUACUCCUUUUGAAAUUUUACAGAAUAAAGUCUAUCAAAAACAUUCAAAACUGUGAUUUAAGUAAAUAAUUUAGUGUAAUUUAUAUUCCAGAUUUGCUCAUUCUAAUUUAAUAUAUUUUAAAGUAGAGCCUAUUUAAUUGAGUCCAGAUAAAAUAAAAAAAUAUGGUCUUUACUAAACUCCUGAAUCCAAAGCCAACACCAUCACUGUGGUUUUUUUUCCCAUGAUUUGCACAACAUGCAGAUAAUAACCUUAAAUGAAAAUUUCCAAAAGGUCGACAACAUUUCUAAACCCAGCAGGUUCCAAGGAGGUGCUAAGGUUGUAAGCUUAAGCCCUAAAAAAACAAAUUUCCUGUUAUCUGCUGUAGUUGGCUCUGGGUCUGUUUGUCCCUUUCUCAGUUUGACCAAAUGUCCUAAAUGUGGGAACCCAAAGAAGUUGCAAAAACCGAAAACGUCGGGUUUAAAACAGCCAAAAGUACAGAAUUGGUGGACAAGCACUUAUUUGGCUCGGUGUUGCAGCAGCCUGAGUCAACAGAUGUCUUUAUAGUAAUUUGUCUAAUUUUUCUACUUACAGCUUUUUUCUUUGCUUACUUCAGAACACUUCACUAAUACUAAUAAUAGCUAGUAAUAAUAGUCUUUCUGCAGUAACAACUUCCAUACCAAAUAGUGUUGUUGUUAGCAGGACCUGGUAGCCUUCUCUUGUGUUGCAUUCAAUGAUUGGAAAAAAAGUUGGAUUUCCAAUUUUUGACUAGUGGUUCUGUGCCGUUAAGCUUAAAAUCAGCCGAUCACGGUCACCGCCAAUUUCUCAGUGCAUCUCUAGUUACUUUAAGACUUUGGGGUCAGACUGCUAACAUGCUAAUGGUAAGAGGUGUUGGGUUCACGACAGUCUGUGCCACCAAUUGAUUGUAUUUUAAGGUGUGUGCCAGAGGCUCAGUCAGUUAAAGCCGCACGGCCAAGUAGUAGUAGUAGUCAUUAUCGGCUCAUCUCUUGGGUUUCCACAGACCUCUGCCCACCCAGUCUCACUCUAAGGGAUGCUGUUGCCAUAUUAGUCCACCAUCCUUGAUGAAAGGGAUGGGUUUUCAGCAAUACCUAACCACAGCUUGAAUAAAAACUGGUGAUCGCUCUUCACCUACUAGCAGUAACUGAACAGUGUCCUGAACAAUGCAGUAAAGCCCGUCUGCCUUUAUGAUGGGGUGCAGUCACAGUGAGUUGCACUUUGGCCAAAGCCAACUCAAAAUGUUAUUCCUGAUUCCACACACAUGCACACAUGGUAGUUUUUAUUCCACAGUCAAAGCAGUACGUUAACUCGGGUAAUGGAUGCAUGUACAGAGAAAGUAUAAAUGCUAGGAUUUUGGACAAGAAACGGCACAAAGAUCUGUUGUCAAACAAGUUGUAAAUGUUGAUUUUAAAGUAAAAAAAAAAAAAAGAUACAAAUAAAUAAACAGCUUGUCUGUCGGUUGGUGACUGCUGAAUGUUCUAGCGGAUCCAUGGGAGGUGGUGCUGGGAUCUCCGCUGCCGUGCUCCUGCAAAAACCCUUCCCCGGUCUGACACCCUGCUCUAUCUCACCCUCCAAUCUGAUCUGACCGCCUUAUCUCCAUGCGUCCUUCGCUUCCUUCCUUCCCGUGUCUCUUGAGGCCCCUCAGGCCCCUCACUGAUCUGCAGGGAAACCACCCUCAGAGCAAGAAAAGAUGAACUGGAUAUGUGUUGUUAUAUAAAUCUAUAGAAAAAGACUUUUAGAGAAGAUCCAAGUCUUAUUGUGAAAUUACACGCUUUGUGAUUUUCACAGAUGGAAUGUACAGUCAACAUGUUAAUAUUGUACAGUCCGGAAAUCUAAACGACAAAUCAAAGCGAGAUGAACCUGCGAUGAGGGCACAAUGCUGUGGCUUUAGAGUUGCUGUAGUUAAAACUAGCGUUUGCUGAGUUUUCACUUGUUCUGUUUGCAACAUUUUUUCAGUUGUGAAUGAAAACACAACUUUAGGUCAGAAUGCCUUGAGGAAGUGGCAAACCUUUUGUUUAAAAGUGUAUGAGGAGGAUUUUUGCACAUGAUUUUUGUCCUUGUAGCUCUGACUGUAUUACACUGACAAUGUUAUACCAGGUAGACUCUCAGGCCUAAAGUAAAUAAUUGCCCUUAAAAUCAAAAAUAAACCUGUUAAAUGUCAGAAAACCUAAUGCACAUCCUGAAGUAGUCUCCAAACUCCUGCACAAGGCUAAGAAUUGGUUUUAGAAUUUUUGAAAAAUGUUGACUCAAAUUUAGAAAUAAGCAACACAAAUUACCCCCCCAAAUGUGUCAAAACAUGGUAGUUUCUUAGUUUAGAAACAAAACAUGAGUACGUCUUUGCAAACAUUUCUUUAUUACCCUUCCCUUCAGCUCUUUGGAGUUUUAUGCCCACAAGAUUUUUUUCCAUGAGCUGUCUGCAGAGAGCCAAUCAAGCUGCAGAGUUUUAGAUCUAUUUUCUAUAGAUUUUUUAAAAAAAAUUUUUAAUUUUUCGCAAGGCAGUGGGGGACAGAGUCUAGCUUUAGACAUUGGUCACUCUGAACUGGAUUGGUUGCACUGAUUGCACAAGUAGCUGACCAGUUUUACGAGUCUACUGUGACACCCCGCCCCCUUCCUCCUUCUGAAGGGGGCAGCUGCUGUUGGCUGGAAGUAGGUGGAAGGCCGGGUUACUUCUCUGUACAGUCUGUUUAUCAGUAUUCCUUUUAUCCUUCAUGUCAUAUUUGGUGAAUCUUGCUGUUUUAUUCUCCUUUGUCCAGAGAUCUGUAUUAAAGUGUAUAGUGGGUGCAAAAAAAAAAAAAAUACAAAUAAAAAAGCUGAAUGUGCAUAGCAGAAGAGAAUAGAUAUCCCUUCGGAUGAAAAAUAAGUGAUUUAAAAUGUAUAACAGUAAUUCAGAUGCAAGGUUUAGGGGAUAAAUGUAAUAUUUUGUUUGUAAUUACUAUUUUUUGUUGGAAGAGGGCUACUGGAUAAAGAAUCAUCUGUAAUAAAGUAAUUUUAAUAUUU
Messenger RNA from Girardinichthys multiradiatus, 7557 nucleotides. RefSeq names its product TAO kinase 1b (gene taok1b). The record is from RefSeq and is a predicted model, not a curated record. Lineage: Eukaryota; Metazoa; Chordata; Actinopteri; Cyprinodontiformes; Goodeidae. Gene Ontology annotation, biological process: execution phase of apoptosis; protein phosphorylation. The coding region runs from base 586 to 3633 and encodes 1015 amino acids. The transcript is spliced from 21 exons. Gene Ontology annotation, molecular function: ATP binding; protein kinase activity.